Messenger RNA from Triticum turgidum subsp. durum (durum wheat), 1602 nucleotides. The record is from the annotation of a GenBank genome assembly. NCBI's taxonomy places the organism in Eukaryota, Viridiplantae, Streptophyta, Magnoliopsida, Poales, Poaceae.
AUGUUCCUGAGCGGCAUUCUUAAGUACGGUGAGAGGACAUGGGCGCUCAAGUGCGCGAGCAUGGACAACCUGCGGAGCGGCAUGGUCACGACGCCGGACCCGGGCCCCAACUACGCCAAGUUCAUGGAGGAGUAUCGCUUCACACGUGAGGCGGGGCUCCAGGCGGAGAUCAUCAUCGAGCCAGAGCGACGUGCUGGGGUCACCGCCCCGGCAAUCACAGAGGAGACCGUGCCUUAUGCCACGGUCAUCACCGAGGCGCGGUGCUUCUUCGUGACCUUCAAGCGCCUGUUUGUGAACCUCAUCCUCAGUUUCCAAGACCGUACCAUGAGCCAGGCCACGUUUCUGCGGCUGAUGCCGGAGCAGGCAUACAAGAUCAUCGAGAUCGAGCUGUCCCUCAUGUAUGACACCCGGCAUUCCAAGGCGGCAGUGAUACACACCUGGUAUGGCCGCCUGUUCCGCUGUGUCACACUUGUCUCCACGAUGACAGCGUGCGUCCUCUUCAAUGUGCUACACAAAGGUCGACGCGGGUCGUAUGACGGCAUCGAUGUCCUCAUCACCAAUCUGUUAUUCGGAGGAGCACUUUGCUUAGAGCUUUCUGCCAUUGGUAUGAUGCUUGUGUCAUACUGGACCUACGCAGCCCUGCAAGGUUCCAUCUGCCAUUGGCUGAGCCAUCUGAUCCUCCGGUGCAUAAAGUAUUUCCGGCCAGAAAGCCGGGCGAAGUGGUCCAAUUUGAUGGCGCAGCACAACCUCAUCAGCUUUUGCCUCCAGGACAAACCAACGUUGGUCACCAAGAUCCUGGGGCUGCUCGGGCUCAAAGGGCACUGGGACAGUUGGCUGUACAUCUGGCACAUAGACGUGUCGUCCGAGCUGAAGAUCUCGGUGUUCAGGGAGCUGAAAGAUAAGGCGCUCAGCAUCGUUGACACCGAGAGUUACCGCAAGUUCAGCAACCACAGGGGCCAGUGGGCGCUCCAGUGCAAGGGCUACUACAAGGAGCUCGGCUGGAGCGUCGAGGCGGAGUUCGACGAGAGCAUUCUCCUAUGGCACAUCGCCACGGACCUCUGCUUCUACUCGGACGACAGCAACGACGAUGCGAAGCUCACCGAGUAUGUCAGCAUCAGCAGGGCGGUGUCAAACUACAUGCUUUUCCUGCUCGUGGCGCGGCCGUUCAUGCUGACUGCGGGCAUCGGGCAGAUCCGGUUCGGCGACACAUGUGCGGAGGCCAAGAACUUCCUCGGGCGGGAGGCGGCACGGCCGGAUGAGCGUGCCGCGGCAAGGAUGGUGCUGGAGGUGAACGCGGAGAUUGCGCCGAGGGACGUCAAGGGGGACAGGAGCAAGUCCGUGCUGUUCGACGCGUGCCGGCUGGCCAAGUCGCUGCUGGAGCUGCCGCCCGGCAAGAGGUGGCGGCUCAUUCGCGUGGUGUGGGUGGAGAUGCUCUGCUACGCCGCGAGCAAGUGCCGGAGUAAUUUCCACGCCAAGCAGCUGAGCAAUGGCGGCGAGCUGCUCACCGUCGUCUGGUUCUUGAUGACGCACCUGGGGAUGGGCGAGCAAUACAGGAUAGAGGCUGGGCAUGCAAGAGCUAAACUAAUUGUAGAGAAGAACUGA